Messenger RNA from Pieris brassicae (large cabbage white), 1870 nucleotides. Its product is annotated as glutamine synthetase 2 cytoplasmic-like. Lineage: Eukaryota; Metazoa; Arthropoda; Insecta; Lepidoptera; Pieridae. The transcript has 8 exons. Gene Ontology annotation, cellular component: cytoplasm. Bases 78 to 1238 code for a protein of 386 amino acids. The record is from RefSeq and is a predicted model, not a curated record. Gene Ontology annotation, molecular function: glutamine synthetase activity.
ACUCCGGCCAGUGAGAGGGACGCGCAUCUAUUUAUAAUCAGAGGAUUAAUUGUCUCAGAUUUUUUCCGGUGUCGAUCAUGGCAGAAGAUUCAAAGGCGAAGAUACAACAUAAUCCCAAGAUAUUAUCUGGGCCUGUAUUGACUAACUCACCCAAUGCGGCCCUAUCAAAGAAUUUGCUGAGUCGUUAUCAGAACAUAGUAUUGUUCAAUGAAGGUGAUACGAGGCUCAUUGCGACCUAUGUCUGGAUCGACGGGACGGGAGAACACAUUAGGUGCAAGGACAGGACACUCAACUUUUAUCCUCGAGCUCCAACAGAAUUACCAGUUUGGAAUUUUGAUGGAAGCUCCACUGGACAAGCUGAUAGAAAAAAUGCAGAUACUCACUUGGUGCCUCGAACCAUUUACAAAGAUCCCUUUAGGCAAGAACCACACAUUCUGGUCAUGUGUGACACAUAUAAAUACAAUAUGGAGCCUACAGAAACAAACCAUCGAGUAAAUUGCCAAGCUGCUUACGAUAAAUGCACAAAAGAGGAACCGUGGUUCGGCAUUGAACAAGAGUACAUUCUCCUGGACGCAGACCUUCGGCCCUUCGGAUGGCCUCCUGGCGGCUGCCCACCCCCUCAGGGACCUUACUACUGCGGCGUCGGGGCCAACAAAGUGUUUGCUAGGGAUCUCGUCCAGGCUCACUACAUGUGUUGCCUUUACGCCGGUAUCCCGCUUGCCGGUACAAACGCGGAAGCGAUGCCUUCUCAAUGGGAGUUCCAAGUGGGACCAGCGGUUGGUGUGAAAGCAGCUGAUGAUGUUUGGAUGGCGCGUUUCAUACUUCAUCGCUUGGCUGAAGAGUUUGGGGUUAUAGUGUCUUUUGAUCCUAAACCUGUUGAGGACUGGAACGGAUCUGGAGCGCACGUAAACUUCUCAACAAAGGCUAUGCGAGCUAAAAACGGUAUUGUUGAAAUCGAGAAGGCGAUAGACAAGCUGUCCAAGGUGCAUAUGAAGCACAUCAAGGUGUACGAUCCUCGCGGAGGCAAAGACAACGAGCGCCGUCUCACCGGUCAGCACGAAACCGCCAGUAUUAAAGACUUCACAUCGGGUGUUGCUAACAGGAGUUGCAGCAUCAGGAUUCCCAGGAAGUGUGCUGAAGAAUCGUGCGGCUACCUUGAGGAUCGGCGACCCGCUUCCAAUUGCGACCCUUACGCAGUCAUAGACGCAUUAUUACGUACUUGUAUUCUCAACGAGUGAGAAUAAAAAUAAUCGACAUUUGUCGAAUUCCUGUUGUACUCAGAAACAUGGUCUAAUGGUCAAAUAAGUACCAAUUUAGUAUCUGGGUAGAAAUUACACUUUCUUUGUAUCUGAUUAAAUGUCUUAAGUAACAAUUAAUAAGCUAGUCUGCGUGUGGCUUUUAAUAUAUUUAGUUUUAUAUAAUGCAUGUGUUUUUACCUAGUAGAUAAACGUUUUACUAUUCUCCAAGGCUCUAAAACACAAUAACAAUAUAUGAAAUCAAAUAGCUAAUCAAUAUACACACUUGACACUUGAAGUAUUUUUGAAUUUAAAGAAGCACUCCAUGAACCUAUUUGAAACUAAACGAUUUAAACUGUCAAAAUGACGUCGACAUCUGACAUCAUAAUAUGUCAGAUAUAAUGGAACUUGACGAUACUAUGGUUAAUGGUUAAGUUGUGCCAUGGCCUCCGUUAUUGUAAGUUGUAAGUUAAUGUGUUAAAUAUUUUAAAGAAUGUAACCAAAAACUCAUAAUAACCAAUAAAUAAUAAUGUAACGUGAGUGUAAUGUAAGUGGUCCUAUACUGCCUUCAGAUGUCACCCAAAGCAUUCUACUUAAUCAAUACAUGAAAUAUACAUAUAUGUGUCCUAAGUACA